This is a messenger RNA of Thamnophis elegans (Western terrestrial garter snake), 4093 nucleotides long. It is a transcript of the gene STEAP4, whose product is annotated as STEAP4 metalloreductase. The transcript is spliced from 7 exons. Bases 1253 to 2728 code for a protein of 491 amino acids. The record is from RefSeq and is a predicted model, not a curated record. Lineage: Eukaryota; Metazoa; Chordata; Lepidosauria; Squamata; Natricidae. Gene Ontology annotation, cellular component: endosome; plasma membrane. Gene Ontology annotation, biological process: copper ion import. Gene Ontology annotation, molecular function: cupric reductase (NADH) activity; ferric-chelate reductase (NADPH) activity.
UAUUCGGAUCGACCUAUACUCGAGUAUAUACGGUACAACAGAAUCAGAAUAAAAGUAAGUAAACAAACCAAAGGAAUGUAUCCCACAAGCACAUACAGAAGCCACAUGCCUUACCUUACGGAAGACAGUCGAUUUGAAAAUUAUCUGCUAUUUAAUGAGUUGUACAGCCUAACAGCAGUUCAGGUGAAGAGCUGUCGGAAGAGGGACUUUAUCUUCCAUUGCAGCAGGUACAUGCCUCUUGCUUGCAGUUUAUAUUGGAGCUUAUAUCACAUUGACUUUCUACUUAAAACUAUACUGGCUGUUCCUAAAUGUGCAUCUAUGUGAAGGGUUCCCAACAUUUUAAGCUGGUACCUUUGAUGGAACAGUUGAACUCUGGUUUCUCCGGCUGGGGCUUGGGCUUGGUUGUCUACAGAAUGCCAUAGGAUACUAAUCUAUGCUUUCCUUUCUUUUUGGAACCAUGCGUUAUUUUAAUUUUGUAAAAUCUAAGUGAUACAGUGACAUAGGAGUGCUGUCAGGCACAAAGAAAGUAUCUGCAGACACAUAAUUGCCUACUGCCUUAAGGGAAGCAGACUGGAUAAUUCAUUACACAGAUCAGCACAUAUCAGUGUGAAAGAAAUGUGUGUUCUCCUUGGACUUCUUUCUAAGCAAUCCUCUCUAAAAACAACUUGACUUAAAAAGCAAACAGGAUUGUUUUUUCUAGUCAGAGGAUUGCUUAAUCAUAUUUCAAGUGCAUAAUAGAAGAGGAAAAGUUGAACAAGAGCAGGCGAGCCCCAAAAACGUCUGUCACUCUGAAGGAAGAAACCCUGACUAAGCCUUGCCCAACAACAAACCAGCGGUCGAGAAAGGGAUUUUCCCAACAUCACUGUUGGGAAAUACUGUCUCCAGUAUUGUAAUGUACAGGUUUGCAAAAUCAGAGCUCUUCCUCCCCCCCUCCCCAUUCACCUCCCUUUCCUGUCUCUUCACUCCAGCUGAUAUAUGGCCGGGAAUCAUUACGGAUCGCCCCACUCUGUUCCAAGUGAGAGGAAGCUGAUGUGUGCCUCCAGGCAGAUGCUACUGCAGCUGGACAGUCUUUAUUGACUCAGAAGGCUGGCAAAAAGUUUAAGGAACCCACCCUUCCAUCAAACUGGAACGAGACUGAGGGUUCUACCCAUUUUUGAAGCAUCUUUGUUGGAAAAAGACCCCUUUUUCAGAUUUACUGAUCAAGUACUGCAAUUUUCAGCAGAAUUGGAGAGACGCUUGUGUCUUAUUUUGCAUGGUGGAUUUUAUUCUCUACAACCAAGGAAUAAUGUCAGAUAUGUCUGGUUUGGAAAAAGUCAAUGCAAUGAUCCCACUUGCUGCAGAUAUGCCCAGCAAGAAGGAAACGGUGUGCAUUUUUGGAACUGGUGAUUUUGGAAGAUCUCUGGGCUAUAAACUGAUGCAGUGUGGCUAUUCCAUUGUUUACGGGAGCCGAAGCACUCAAAACUCUGGAUUGAUUCCUCAAGGAGCCGCAAUCCUCCCUCAUGCAGAAGCUGCUGAAACCUCUGACGUUAUCAUUGUAGCAGUCCACAGAGUGCAUUACAGCUUUCUUGAAAGCCUACAAGAAAUCCUCAGCGGAAAAGUGUUGGUGGAUGUGAGCAACAAUCUUAAAAUAAAUCAGUAUCCGGAAUCAAAUGCUGAAUAUCUUGCCCAGCUGCUUCCAGGCAGUAAAGUGGUCAAAGCGUUUAAUACGGUGUCAGCAUGGGCCCUGCAGUCAGGUGGCUUGGAUGCAAGCAGACAGGUAUUCAUCUGUGGAGAUGAUAGGAAAGCAAAAGAAAAGGUGACAGAGAUUGUUCGGAGUCUUGGUCUUACUCCUUUGGAUAAAGGUUCUCUCUUAGCAUCAAAAGAAAUUGAGAAUUACCCUUUACAACUUUUUCCAAUGUGGAGAUUUCCCAUCUACCUCUCUUUUGCUCUCAGUACAUUCAUCUUUUUAUACUCUGUUGUCCGUGAUAUCGUCUACAAUCAUGUUGAGAACAACAGAGAUUUUUCUUUUUUUAUUUUUGUUACAAUUGCAAAUCGGAUCUGCCCUGUUGUGGCACUCGUUCUUCUUGCAUUGACCUAUUUACCUGGGAUCUUUGCAGCUAUUCUCCAGUUAUACAGAGGUACAAAGUACAGUCGCUUUCCUGAUUGGCUGGAUAAAUGGAUGCUUUGCCGGAAACAACUGGGAUUGGUUGCCUUGGCUUAUGCUUUCCUACAUGUUUUAUAUACCCUGAUCAUCCCCAUUCGUUACUAUGUAAGAUGGAAGACCAAUUCUUAUAUCAUUGGUCAGGCAUUAAAUAACCAAACAGAUCCAUUUUGGACCGGCUGGGCCUGGCACAGUGAUUCUUACCUUGCUUUGGGAAUCUUAGGUUUUUUCCUGUUUCUUCUUCUUGGGAUAACAUCCUUGCCUUCUGUCAGCAACAAUGUUAACUGGAGAGAGUUUCGGUUUGUGCAGUCCUAUCUGGGCUACCUUACACUGGUUUUGUGUACUGCCCAUACACUGGGAUAUGGUGGGAAGAGGUUCUUGAAUUCUAAGACAUACCCGUGGUGCCUACCUCCAGUUUAUUUGCUGUCUCUCAUUAUUCCUUGCAUUGUGUUGUUCAUUAAGUUUUUCCUAAUAUUUCCAUGUAUAGAUAGACCAUUAACUGAAAUUCGACAGGGCUGGGAGAGAAAACGCAAAAAUAUGAGCCACUCAAACAGCAAUCAGAACACCAAAGAAAUAUCAUCUGUAUAAUUCCUUAAUCUCUGUUAAUCUGUAUAUUUUGGAAAGGACUGAGCAUAGUCAAAGCACUAAGCCCGUGAUGGCGAACCUAUGGCACUUGUGCCAGAAGUGGCACGCAGAGCCAUCUCUUUGGGCAUGUGACCCGUCACUAGCUGGUCUUCACGUGCACAAGAGCACUGGAAACCGAAAGAGCGGCCGCCCGAUGUACAUGUGGGUGCUGGGAAGAUAAUCUUCCGGUUUCCGGUGCGCAUGCUGGUCUUCGCACGCACAUGCCUACCAGGAACUGGAAGAUCAGAUUCCUGGUGUACAUGUGCGUGCCCGAAACCAGAAAUCAUCUUCCUGGAACACAUGUGCACAUCCGGUGGCUGUUCUUCCGUUUCCUGCACUCAGUGGCAAAAAGGUUCGCCAACACUGCACUAAGCAGUGGAGACACUCUGAAAAAGGAUCUUGGUUAUGAGCUUUUGUGAGUUACCAGGAAAGAACUUUAUAAACCACAUCCUUGACAUUUGGAAUGAGUUUCUGCAAAUUUUCAGGAUUAUUGUCAGACCAGCAAUAGCUUUCCAGCCGACGUAUCCUAUAUAAAUACACUAAAAAUAUAAUAUCUACAGUGCCAAGCGUGCCACCUGCAUACAAAUUGCAUUUUCUUUCUAUGGAUAUCUAUCAAUUCAUAAAGAAAUUUCUUUUAUCUAUAGGAAGUUGUGAUUUUAUUGUGAGUUUAACAGGAGGGCUGCAUAAGAGAACCCUACACUCUGCACUCGACAGCCAAGAAUGUGAACAAGAAAUGCUAACUCUAGUCUUACUAAAGUGCACUUAGCAAAACAUGAAAAAGCAAUUAAAAACACCGAAAUAUUCCCUGAUUCUUAUGCAAAUCUUGCCUGCUGCAGACUAGCAGGAAGACACAUGAAAGAAAAGUUUUCAAGUGGUUACUUAAGGUUUUUUUUUCCAGAUCAAGGAAAAAAUGGGGACUGAGUGUCCUUUGAAUACACCCACACUCAUCUUGCUAUUUCCACUUUAAAGUUUUCUAUGAUGAAAUUUGUCUCGAUUCAGAAAUAUCAGCCAAGAAGGUUGGUACAGAGGCAAAUCGGGACAGAGAUCUAACGUCAGAUUUCACUUUCCACAGCCUGAAUAUUCUUCUGUCAGCAAAUCCCCAAUAAUAUCAAAUAUUUUAUGCUUCAUUAUCAUGCAUGUUUAAGUCAAACUCAUAAGCUAAAUCAAUAACAAAGAAGCAAUUUAAUUCAAAUUUCUUACUGUAUAUUAGCAAAUUGUAUUCAUAUUGUAUCCAUAAAAUACAUGUAUUCUGUUUUUCAAGGUUUGGUUUCCAAACCUUGUUCAUCAGCAUUUAUACUUGGUAUGUUUCAAAAAAUAAAAUAAAAUACU